AUGCCUCUGAAAUUCGAACUUGGUCCUGGCCGGAUGAUUGGGGGUUCUAACCCCUGUUUUAUUAUUGCAGAAAUUGGACAGAACCACCAGGGAGAUAUCGAAAUAGCCAAGAAAAUGAUCAAGAUGGCUAAGGACUGCGGGGCAGACUGCGCCAAAUUUCAGAAGAGUGAGCUUGAGUAUAAGUUCAACAAGCGUGCUCUGGAGCGUCCGUACAACUCCAAACAUUCCUGGGGAAAGACAUACGGUGACCACAAGCGUCAUCUGGAGUUCAGUCAUGAACAAUAUAGAGAGCUCCAGAAAUAUGCAAAGGAGGUUGGAAUCUUCUUCACCGCUUCUGGAAUGGACGAGAUGGCUGUGGAGUUCCUGGAUGACCUUGAUGUGCCCUUCUUCAAAGUUGCCUCAUGCGAUGCCAACAAUUUCCCCUGUCUGGAACUGACUGCAAAAAAAGGACGGCCUAUGGUGAUAUCCAGUGGGAUGCAGUCGAUUGCGACAAUGAGACGUGUCUAUCAGACGGUCAAGGAGCACAAUCAGAACUUCACCAUCCUACAGUGCACCAGUGCCUACCCAUUGGACCCUGAGGAUGUCAACCUACGUGUCAUAGCAGAAUACCAGAAGGAAUUCCCUGAUAUUCCCAUUGGAUAUUCCGGCCAUGAGAGGGGAAUCAGCAUCACCGUGGCAGCAGUGGCGAUGGGAGCAAAGGUCGUGGAGCGUCACGUGACCCUGGACAAGAGCUGGAAGGGCAACGACCACGAAGCGUCGCUGGAGCCUUCUGAGCUGACAGAGCUGGUCAGAGCCAUCCGCCUUGUGGAGCGGGCCCAAGGCACGGGUAUCAAACAGAUGCUACCCUGUGAGAAAGCCUGCCAUGACAAGCUGGGGAAGUCAGUGGUGGCCAAAGUGGCGAUCCCUAAAGGCACGGUGCUGAGUAUGGAUAUGCUGGGGGUGAAGGUGGGCGAGCCGAAGGGCGUCUCUCCUGAAGACAUGGGUCAGCUGGUGGGCAAGGCCGUCACAGAGGACGUGGAGGAGGAUGGGAGCAUCACUCCACAUAUGGUGGACGGCUACAACAACAAUGGCUGA
Messenger RNA from Coregonus clupeaformis (lake whitefish), 1074 nucleotides. RefSeq names its product sialic acid synthase-like. Gene Ontology annotation, molecular function: N-acylneuraminate-9-phosphate synthase activity. Lineage: Eukaryota; Metazoa; Chordata; Actinopteri; Salmoniformes; Salmonidae. Gene Ontology annotation, biological process: carbohydrate biosynthetic process. The transcript is spliced from 6 exons. The record is from RefSeq and is a predicted model, not a curated record. Bases 1 to 1074 code for a protein of 357 amino acids.